Molecule: messenger RNA, 204 nt
Organism: Podospora pseudocomata
Lineage: Eukaryota; Fungi; Ascomycota; Sordariomycetes; Sordariales; Podosporaceae
Exons: 3
Coding region: 1-204 (67 amino acids)
Source: RefSeq, a predicted model, not a curated record
AUGACUUGGACUGACUCUGCUGUAUCCUCGAUUGAUAUCGUUUUGAACGGCGAACCACCCCGCGCACCAUCUCAAGCAUGCGAACCGAAUUAUCUGACGCUUCAGAGAAGCUCAAAGAGGUACCGAAACGCUCCCUUUUUGUGUGCCCGCGUGGGUUUCGGCUUCAUAUCAAGGAAGCUGAGCGAGUUUGCAUGUGGGCGGUAA